AUGAAUUCUAAAUUUGCUGAUGAAUUAAUUGCAACUGCUAAAGCAAUUGUAGCACCAGGUAAAGGUAUUUUAGCAGCAGAUGAAUCAACCAAUACAAUUGGAGCUCGUUUCAAAAAGAUUAAUUUAGAAAACAAUGAAGAGAACAGAAGAGCCUACAGAGAACUUUUAAUUGGUACUGGUAAUGGUGUUAACGAAUUUAUUGGUGGUAUUAUUUUAUAUGAAGAAACUCUUUACCAAAAGAUGGCAGAUGGUAGAUUAUUCACAGAUGUUUUAAGAGAACAAAAGAUUCACAUUGGUAUUAAAGUUGAUAAGGGUGUUGUACCAAUUCCAGGUACCGAUGGUGAAACCUCAACCCAAGGUUUAGAUGGUCUUGCAGAGCGUUGUAAGAAAUACUAUGAAGCAGGUGCACGUUUCGCAAAAUGGAGAGCAGUCUUAAAGAUUGAUCUUGCCAAGAAUUGUCCAUCCCAAUUAUCAAUCACUGAAAAUGCACACACAUUAGCUCGUUAUGCUGCAAUUUGUCAAGAGAAUGGUUUGGUCCCAAUCGUCGAACCAGAAAUCUUAAUGGAUGGUAAUCACACUGUCGAGCAAUCUGCUGAAGUCACUGAAAAAGUUUUAGCUGCAGUUUUCAAAGCACUCAAUGACCAUCAUAUCUUAUUAGAAGGUGCCUUAUUAAAACCAAAUAUGGUCGUCAAUGGUACCGACUGUCCAAUCAAAGCCACCUCUGAACAAAUUGGUAAAUUCACCGUCCGUACCCUUCAACGUACUGUUCCACCAGCUCUUACUGGUGUUGUUUUCUUAUCUGGUGGUCAAACUGAAAUUGAAGCCACUGCAAACUUAAACGCUAUGAAUGUCUUACCAAAUCGUCCAUGGGCUCUCUCUUUCUCAUACGGUCGUGCCUUACAGGCCUCUGUCAUCUCCACUUGGAAAGGUGAAUCUGCCAACGUUGAAGCUGCUCGUAAAGUUUAUUUACAUCGUGCCAAGUGUAACUCUCUUGCUCAACUCGGUAAAUACACUGGUGAGGAAUCAACUGGUUCAGCAUCUGAAUCAUUAUAUGUAAAAGAUUACAAAUAUUAA
Messenger RNA from Dictyostelium discoideum AX4, 1074 nucleotides. It is a transcript of the gene fba, whose product is annotated as fructose-bisphosphate aldolase. Gene Ontology annotation, biological process: glycolytic process. The coding region runs from base 1 to 1074 and encodes 357 amino acids. The record is from RefSeq and is a predicted model, not a curated record. Gene Ontology annotation, molecular function: fructose-bisphosphate aldolase activity. The transcript is spliced from 2 exons. Lineage: Eukaryota; Evosea; Eumycetozoa; Dictyosteliales; Dictyosteliaceae. Gene Ontology annotation, cellular component: cytoplasm.